GACCUCCUCCAUUUAGAGCACACGCGCCUCCACGGUUUUUAGCAGCAUUCACCGAUGGCUGUUUUCCCUAGGGAAGAACGCAGAGAAACGGCUGUCACGGUGCGGAGGAGUUUGCGUAUGUGUGUGUGUGUGUAGCUGCAGUAGCGCAAUGUCGUCGUACCCGGGCUCUGAGUCCUACUACCUGGAGGCCCACCGCAAGGAGCGCUCGCUGCAGCAGAGACGACUCAUGAGCGCUCAGCUGCUGAGCUGCAAUAACAAAGGAGCUCCUCGCUCGCACACGGAACCUCUCCACAUCCAGCGAACAGCCGGAGAGGUGCUGGGAUUGAGUUCAAAUGCCGUGUACAAAGACCAAUACUACAGGGUCGUAUACUCGGCCAGACUACCAACCAGAUACAGUAGCACUGAGUACAUGAUGCAAUGGUAAAGUGUGCAACUCAUGAACUGCGACGUGACUCUCCCAUCAUACACAAUUACACGUGCAAACGUAGCUGUGCAUACUAGGUGUGCUAGAGAUGUUUAUACUUUUUUAAUGGUUUUGUGCACAUCAAUAGUAAUUUUGCGAGCGAGUUUCUAUGUGUAGCAUGUGCCAAAGAGGUCUUAACGAUUGCAAAAAGUACAGGAGGCAAAACACAUGACAGGCUAAUGGGCAAUCACGACUUCCAUACCUUGGCUGCUGUAGAGUGCAGUUUUUUUAACAAACAGCUUUUAUUGUACAU
Molecule: messenger RNA, 716 nt
Organism: Geodia barretti
Lineage: Eukaryota; Metazoa; Porifera; Demospongiae; Tetractinellida; Geodiidae
Source: the annotation of a GenBank genome assembly